CCUAGCCUCACUUAUGGGCCUACAACUACGGACUGGGCCCAAGGGGCCUUAGGCCCAUGUCCGCCCUUGCUUGCAUUGCAUACGUACCUCUCGCCAUCCCUCUCCUUUCCGCAACCGAGAAAGACGCCAAAACCCUAAGCUGAGUCCCGAAUUCCCGGCUGCACGAAGCGAAGCGCCCCACAAUGGUGACGGCGGCGGAAGCGACCCUCAUCCUAGACCACGUCCUGGGCGACCCCUCGUUCUCCGCCUCAGUCGCCGAAGCGCUCCUCGCCGCGCUUCCCUCUCUCUCUCCCUCCCACCGGACCCGGCGCCUCUGCCGCGCGGUCCUCCUCCGCAACCUCGCCGCAGACCCAGUCUCCGAAUCCGCUCUCGAAACCCUCCACCUCCUGGCCUCGCUCCCCGCCUCCGCCUCCCACAUUGCAGCCGCCCACAUCGCCGUCGCGGCAUUCCUCGUCGUCUCCGCACCCGACUUCGAUGCCACCGUCAGGGAGCUCUUCCCGCGCCCCAACGACCGCGCGGUCGAUGAGGGAGGUUCCACCGCGCUCGCCUCCGAUGUUGUCAUCGCCACAGCGGACCAGUUCGAGGCCGCCGUCGGGAACUACUCCUCCCAGACCAUCCUCAGGGGCCUGUGGGGCAACAGGGCCGCCGCGGAGGAGCGGGUCAGGGACCUCCUCGCCGUCGAAUGGGCUGCGAUUGGGCCGUCGAAGCUCGUCAUGGCGGCUGAGCGGAUCGUCGGGGAUGGGGCCGUCGAGACAUGGCGUGCCGCGGAUGAGGCCACCCGUGCCAAGCUCCGCAUCUUGGCUGGGGAAGAAAAUACACGUGUGAUUCUUGCCAAACUUGAAGAACCUGCCUCCAACGCAAAUCCAAUUUCAACACCAGCUGUUGAGAAGGCGAUUGACGCGCUCAAAACAAGCUGUGCUGACCUCCACAAUGUUGUGGAGGAUCCGCUUCCAGCUGUGAAGGCAGUCGCAGAUGAGGUAUUGGCUGCAAGGAUGGAUAAAGGAGUUAGCUUCAAUGCUGAAGGAGAAAUAGGUCAGCCAACAACUUGUGACGCUGCAGGCCCGAGUAAACCGCACUUGCCUAGCCCAAGGAGAAUGCCACCUUCUCCUUUGCCACCGCAAGAGAACAUAAGUAAGCAUAGAAGGGCAAGGAAGUGUUGGAGCUUGUUAGAAGAAGAAACACUAAGAAAUGGUGUUCAGCAGUAUGGUAUAGGCAAUUGGAGGGAUAUUUUAAAUCACAAUCUUGACAUUUUUAUCGGCAGAACAACGGUGGACUUGAAGGAUAAGUGGAGGAAUAUGACUUGAUAAGGACUAACUUCACGCUCCAGAGCACCUUCUAAUGGAUGGUACUAGGGUGAAGUAGCUAGCAUGUUACCACUGUAGUCGUGAUGUAUUUAGCGACGUCACUAAGUUAGCCCAGUAGACUCUAUCGAGCUCCAGUUUCGCUAGUAUCGGCUAAACUUUUGUGACAAAAUGCUUACCGAGUGGUUGGUUUGCCGGAUGAUGUAUUAUGAACGCUAGUAUAUAUUUUUAUUAUGUACGUUGCCCUCAUUGCAUGCUUGCAUUGUACUAGCUUUACUCGCAUAUUAUGGCCUCUGGAACAGAGGAAGAUUCAUGAA
Sorghum bicolor (sorghum) is the source of this 1618-nucleotide messenger RNA. RefSeq lists its product as uncharacterized. NCBI's taxonomy places the organism in Eukaryota, Viridiplantae, Streptophyta, Magnoliopsida, Poales, Poaceae. The transcript is spliced from 5 exons. The coding region runs from base 183 to 1304 and encodes 373 amino acids. The record is from RefSeq and is a predicted model, not a curated record.